Diachasmimorpha longicaudata is the source of this 4639-nucleotide messenger RNA. RefSeq names its product Notopleural (gene Np). Lineage: Eukaryota; Metazoa; Arthropoda; Insecta; Hymenoptera; Braconidae. Gene Ontology annotation, biological process: proteolysis. The transcript has 10 exons. The record is from RefSeq and is a predicted model, not a curated record. Bases 1165 to 3927 code for a protein of 920 amino acids. Gene Ontology annotation, molecular function: serine-type endopeptidase activity.
CAGAAAUAUGUUUUCUCAAUAAAAUUCAAUUUGAAAAUAUGUAUGGGAAAAAAAUGUUUUUCAUAAAAAUCAAGAUUUUUAAAUCUUGAAAAUGUAUAAAUGUUUAAGACGCUAACUCCGAGUUUCAGUAUAAAUUUCCAACACAUUUGAAUUCGGCAGUCUUUCCUAGGAAUAAAUACUCUUUCAUCCACUAAAUACGUAAUCUUUGAUAUCAAUCGGACAACAACAACGAUACCAUCAACAAUUAUUGAUUAAACGAGCAAUUCGUUCAAAAGUGAUCAGCGAUUGACAGUCCACCGAUCAUUAUCACCGAUUUCUUCCCAAUCAACAGCUGAAUGAUUCAUCAAUGCUCAAUUGAAUUAUCGAAAUUGCGUUCACAAUAAAUUCCAAUAAAUAUAUUCCCACCCCCAACCGCCCUCCCCUCCCCCUCCUGUAUUGAUGUCUGUGGAAUGGGAAGUAUCCCAAAGGGUGUGCAAGGUUGCUAGAAAGAAAGGGAAGUCAAGGAAGCUGGGAAGAGGACAAAGAGACCUCGUCUGUAACAAGAAUGAGAGGAAAAAACAAAAAAAAAAAGAAAAAAAAAGAAAAAUUGAAAUAAGAGUAUAGAGGUAGAUUCACGGUGGUGUGGUGCCCCCUUCGGGAAUGAUGGGGGGAGGAGGAGGCCCCCGCCCGAGGUCGUACCAAGGAGGAAGAAAAUGAGGCGAUGAGGGUGGGGGGGGUUCAAGCCUGAAGUCCCGAGGAAGACAGAGAACGGUCAUUGCCACCACCUCUUGGGACCCAUCCACGGGAGUCACAACGUCAGUAGCCGUUGCGUAUACUUGCCAUUCACUAGUGUUGAGAUUGUCGACAGACAAAUCCAGUGAAUUGGAAUAAAUAUCGAGGGCCCGAGGGACCUAUCAAUGCAGCAUAAAAUAAAAAAAUUACGGGUGUGUUAUAUCUUUUUACUGUGUUAAUAUCUACCGAUGUUGUUAGGAGGACUGUGCUCAGCCAAUGUCAAAGGACUAGACGAGUCCUGUAAAAUACAUCAAAGUUCAAUUGAAAUUGACGAAUUGAUUUUUUAUUCCCCUGUGAUAUCGACAUCAAGAUAAUUACUACAAUGAACAGUGUUUAAGUUAAUUAAUAGAAUCAGAUAGUCCUGCUAACCAAUUGGAUUUGAAAGCAAUUGAGAUGGCAAUACACAAGAUACGCAUUUCCCCACUGUUGUUCCUUCUCUAUAUCCUGAAGAGUACAGUAGCAACUCCUCUCUACACAUCGCCAUUCGCCGGUGCAGGUAUCGGGCGAAAUAUUCGGCAUUUGCCAUGUGUAUCACUGAAGACUGGCGAGACUGGUGUCUGUAUGUUCGCCUUUAACUGUGUUAAAGCUAAUGGAACACAUCUUGGCACCUGUCUGGAUAGAUUUUACUUCGGUAGCUGUUGUAAGAUCAGUGAUGAGCCAGAGAUAUUCCCGCAAGAUAACUCGAUUGAUGAGCCCAAUGGGCUGGGAUCGACUGCUGCACCGCUUGAUAAUAAUGACAUUCCGGAUUAUCAGACUAAGCCGAAACCUGAGAAGGUGCCAAAUAUUGUAAUGACUGAGAAACCGAUUAGGAGUACUUAUUCAACACCAACAACUAUGAAAACGACGACAACAAUUACGAGAACAUCGACGACUACGAUUCCACCCUCGAUAGCACUAUCAACGUUCCAAACUAUUCAAGACAGUAAAAUGCCGACCGUAACGAGGCCCCCGACAACAGUCCAUUAUUCGAGACCCAGUACCACAGAGAGGACUGUAACGACACAGAAAAUUCCAACGACUGAAACCUUUGUUAAGAGACCAACAGCUACUUCAUCAAUCUCCACGAGCCAACAAAUCACAACGCAACGAAUCACGUCGACGGAGAGAGCCCCAAUCACACGAUUUCCACCGAGGAAUGCAACGACACAAGCUUCUACCAGCAGAAGAACCACCACCACGACAACCAGAAAACCUUUAACCUCUGCAAGUACGAAGAAACCCACGAUAUUUACUAAGCGACCCACCAGGCCCACCAGUGUGAGCUCCUUCAAGCCCUCCAGCAGUUCCUUAAAACCAUCGACACUAAGUUCGUCAAAGCCAUUUUCUCAGUCUACAAGACCUGUUGUCACAACGACAGUGCCAUUGACGUUGAAACCUGUUCCCCAAAACACCACUCUCUCUUCAUCAACUGUUCUGACAACAAAACUGAAACCUAACGCAACAACAACCCUCCCGACUACGACGAAGAAGCCCAGUGUUGGGACAACAGAGAGGAUCACAAAACCAACGAGUCCACCAACAAGAGGAACCGUUACAACGACAGUUGGACCGAGGCCCACUACGAAGCCGACGAAGACAACGGUGACGUCGGCCAAGCCAACAAAAACAACGGUAACCUCAUCCAAACCCACGAAGACAUCAGUGAAGCCAAUUAUAGGAGAUAAAGUGAAACCCAGGCCCUCGUCGACGACGGUAAAACCAUCGACAAAGCCAAGACCGUCGUCAAAGCCAAGCAAACCUGGAAAACCCAGCAAACCGAUCCUGGCAACCAUCGCUGAAUCAACUGUAACUAUUCCCACGACUCUUCCAUCUACCUCGUCGGCUGGAACUUCCCCCUCGACCUCAACAACUGCCAAACCCACAUCCACAAGUACAACAACAACGACCACCACUACGACGACUACAACAACUAGUACAACUGAGAAAUCCGUCACUCUAACGAAUGAGAUUCUUCCUCCGAAGAUCGCUAUCACCACUGAGAACAUCAGUAUUUCACCGCCCACAAGCUCGACCGAGGGCUUCGUCACCUGGAGUUCGAAUUCCGAUGACUACAUGACGCCUACAAGUACAUCAUCAACCACAUCAACAACACCGGAACCAGAAGUAACAGAGACUCAAUGGUCGCCUAUUACUACUCCCGACGGCUGGGUAAUCAUCCAAUCUCCGAGCACAAAGAGACCUGAAGCUGAGAAUGUGACAGAAGAUACAAAAGUCACGUCAACAUCAUUACCUACAAUUUCAGUUGAAAUUACAACCCAAGGAACAAGUACAGCGCCCACGACAUCAGCUCCGACAGUACCGACUGCAACAUCUUCAACCGCCUCGACCGUUACCACUGGAACACCUGACACACUCGACCGUUUCAAUAUGUCCGACUACAAGCAAGUAUGCGGGAGAAGAUUGUUCCCUGAAUCGAGAAUUGUGGGUGGUGAGCGAAGUCUAUUUGGAAAGUGGCCUUGGCAGAUAUCGUUGAGACAGUGGAGGACAUCUGCAUAUUUACACAAAUGCGGAGCUGCAUUGUUGAACGAGAAUUGGGCGAUUACUGCAGCUCAUUGUGUUGAAAACGUACCACCAAGUGACCUUUUACUCCGAAUUGGUGAGCAUGACUUGGCGAACGAGGACGAGCCCUAUGGUUUCCAAGAAAGACGUGUGCAAAUUGUUGCGAGUCAUCCAAACUUCGAUCCGAGGACAUUUGAGUAUGAUCUCGCUUUGUUAAGAUUUUACGAGCCACUGUUGCCGUUUCAACCCAAUCUCUUGCCAAUCUGUCUCCCUGACGACGAUGAGGGGUACGUGGGACACACGGCAUACGUGACGGGGUGGGGAAGAUUGUACGAAGACGGACCGUUACCAUCAGUUCUGCAGGAAGUAUCUGUACCUGUCAUCAAUAAUACCGUUUGUGAAUCAAUGUACAAACAGGCUGGAUUUAUUGAGCUCAUUCCGCACAUAUUCAUCUGCGCUGGGUGGAGAAAAGGUGGUUUCGAUUCGUGUGAGGGUGACAGUGGUGGUCCUCUGGUGAUUCAAAGGCCGCGAGACAAGCGAUGGAUUCUCGCAGGUGUCAUAAGCUGGGGAAUUGGUUGCGCAGAACCUAAUCAGCCAGGAGUUUAUACGAGAAUCUCCGAAUUCAGAGAAUGGAUCAAUCAAAUCCUCCAGUUCUGAAGGAGCCCACGUAUCUGUUAAUAAAUCAUGAAAUGAAAAGUAUCCAACAAAUGAUGGAUGGUUCAAGAGAAUCUCACUUUAUCUCAGUUAAUCAUCUGAGAUUAAUAACUUGUGGAUAGAAGGAGCACAUCCACAAGCGGAGAACAAUUACUGGUGAUAGUGACGCGUUACUCUUUAUCAGACAAUUUAGUAUUACAUGAAUUUUUCAAUUAAAUCGCAAUGAAAUGCUCAGAUGAGGAAGAGUACAAGUGGUUUGCAGAGAGGAAGAAGAAAAUUAUUCUUGCCAUUAUUCAUCUGCUAUCGAUGACAGACAUCUGAAAUUCAACGGCGGUCGAUUGAUCUCACUGGGAGGAUUUUAAACUACCAGAUACUAAUGGCGUUAAUAAAUCAAUCUCUUACCACUUGUUACCCUGUAUUCCCUGUGGAAAACAUCUUCAUCCAUGUGCACGCACUAUGUGGAGAACCACAAAAAAAAACAACUACUGUCCAAGAUACUUAAUUUAUUACGAAAUAUUCUAGGACAACGAUAUUUUGCAAAUUUAUUUUUGUCCAUUUAUGCUCUGUUGAUAAACGAAAAACAUUAUUUCUCUCCUCGGAGAGUGUCUAUUUGUAAAUAUUCCAAAUUUGUACGUAGCUUUUUACUGACUAGUGUAAAAAAUGAAAUAAAAGAAUGAUAAGAAAUCUAAACUAGUUGCUGUGACCGGCACUCCAU